GUUUGUAUCGGACCCAAUUUGCCGUGGUGAUCUUGCGAUUUCGGGACGAUGAGCCUCACCGUGCUGCUCGAUGGCCACCGGAAGAAGGUCCCUGUGACUGCGGGCACGUCCAUGUCGGACGUACUGCGCAAGGCCUGUGAGCUGCAUGACGUCGACGCCGACCGCCACGAGCUCCGCCACAAGAACGCGAUUGUCGACCUCUCGCUGCCAUUUCGCCUCACGGGCAUCUCGUCCAACGCGACGCUCGACAUGAUGGCGAAAAGAGGCGGCGCGAACGACCCGGUGGUGCGCGUCUGCGUCCAGCUCGUCGACGGUCGCCGCGUGCAGGGCAACUUUGGCAGCAGUCUCACCCUCGCCGCGAUCCUCGCCCAGCUCCAGAUCCAUCUCUCGCCCGAAUACGACUCGCUCAACUUUAUGCGCCGCGAUAUCCGCGGGCCCGAACUCGACUCGCUCACGCUCCAGGCGCUCGGCCUACUGAGCGGUUCCGGUAUGUUUCGCGUCCAGAGCUCGACGUCUUCGCCCGUCGCGCCGCCGCGCGUUGUCGCCGCACCGACGCCCUCCGCCACACAUGUGGCGGCGCCUAUGCCGGCAGCAGCGCCGUUGACUCCGGCCCUUGCACCGGUGGCCGCCGCGCCCGAGCCUGCCGUCUCGGCGCCGUCGCCGCUGCCAUCGACACCGUACGACGCGAUCCAGCGCGUGCGCAACUCCAACUUUGACGCAGUCUCGAGUACGGUCGUCUUGACGCUUAUGAAGAUCCUCUGCAACAUUCUUUCCAAGCCAGAUGAGCCCAAGGUGCGGUCGAUCCGGACGUCGAACCCAAAGUUUGUCGACGCGGUCGGACGUCAUCCUGGCGGAAUUGCGUUUCUCGUCGCAAGUGGCUUUGCCAUCGACGGCGACAUGCUGCACCUCGCGUCCGAGUCGAGCGACGUGCUGCAAGCUGCUCUGCGUGUGCUCCAUACCGAAGCCGACGACCUGCGCAUCGACCACAGUGCGCGACCGCAAGUGCAAGCGCCGUCGUCGCUACCGGCGCCGGCCUUUGAUGCGUACCAGCCGCUCAUCACGCGCAUGCAGGCGCAGCCCCGCGGCGCAAGCCUCACGGAGAUGCGUCUCGACGAUUUGAAGAAGAAGCAAGACGCGCUCCUUGCGUCGUCGACACCAGCGCGUCAGACACGCAUCCUGUUUCCGCAUGAACUGCAGCACGCGGCGAUGGCGGCGCCCACGACCGUCGGCAAGAGCGACGCCCAGUUGCUCGCUCAGGCGCUCAAAGCGCGCCAGGACGCGGCCGAGAAGAGCCAGUCGUUUCGGACACUGGCGAUGCGGGAGCUUGACGACAUGCAACGCCGAAGCGUGUACCAGGAAGCCGUGCUCCGCGUCCGUUUUCCCGAUAAGGUUGUCCUCCAAGCAGUGUUUCAUCCGAGCGAACCGCUGCAAGCCGUCGCCGAUCUCGUGACCAGCUGCCUCGCGACGCCGCGUGCGUUCUACCUCUACACUACACCACCGAUGACCAAGCUCGAUGCGACCAAGUCGCUGCUCGACUUGCACCUGGUACCUGCGUCCAACGUCUUCCUCGGCUGGACGUCGCCGCCAACGGCAUCGACCGAGCUUGGCGCGUACCUCAAUCACGACAUUCUCGAUGAGGUCGGUGCCGAGUCCAAGGACGACGAUGGUGGACCGAGUGUGGCGUACCCGUCGAGUCAGCCGCUCGUGCCGUCGUCAACCGCCGCAUCGGCGUCAACCGCGGCCGAUGCCAAGACGACAGCGUCGGGCCGCAGUAGUGCGAGUGCCAAGGGCCGCCCGGGGUGGCUCAAACUCUAACAUCUCGGCUGUUGAAGCAUCGUAUGCCCGAUCUUAUGGUCUGUCUGCUUCGUCUACUGGCGGGUCGUUUAGGUCUUGAGCGCCUUCUUCUUGGCCUUGUACUUGUCCCAAUGCGCUUGCACCUUUUUGUUGUAGUUCUUGUCGUGCUUUUGCUGGUUGACGGUCUUGGUGAUGACUUGGAGGACGUCUUCAUCGAGGAGGACGUGCUCCUUCCCGACGCGCUGCGGGUUGUACUUGGUGCUCACGCCCCACACGAGCGCAUAGUUGAAGUUGUCGAGCAUGUCUUUCGAGAUCUACGGUAAUUGAUACAUUGAUACAAAUGCAACACAACCAGGUGAGCGUAC
Saprolegnia diclina VS20 is the source of this 2159-nucleotide messenger RNA. RefSeq lists its product as hypothetical. The record is from RefSeq and is a predicted model, not a curated record. Lineage: Eukaryota; Oomycota; Saprolegniomycetes; Saprolegniales; Saprolegniaceae. The transcript has 7 exons. Gene Ontology annotation, molecular function: protein binding. The coding region runs from base 49 to 1815 and encodes 588 amino acids.